UGGAGUGUACUGAGAUGGAGGCACGGAGAUCAUGCCUGCAUAACUCUGAUGAGCUGUGAUGUCAUGUUUGGGGGGAAAGGGUGGAUGAGGAGAGAGAAAUAGAAGAGGAGGGUGGAGGAAUCAGCGCACACUGGACCCUCCACACUCCACUCGUACCGACAGGGACAAAGUUUACCUUCUGUGCGUUUUACUGCGCCUGAGGAACAGCAGCCCUGCGUCUUACUGCACUCUUUACCUUCUCCUGCUUUCCCUCGAGCAUCCAGCACGGAGACAUGGACUGGGACCUGGUGGACAUGCUGAGGGAGGAUAAGUGCGUGUCUGAGUGUGAGCUGAACGCGUCUGUGAGCACUGAGGCGGAUCCGCGCAAUGUGCCGCCUGAGCGCAUGUCGCCUCUCCUCCCGGUCAUCACCGCCGUUUACUCCGUCGUGUUCGUGGUGGGGCUGGCGGGGAACUGCCUCGUUAUGUAUGUCAUUAUCAGAUACACCAAAAUGAAGACAGCAACCAACAUCUACAUCUUCAACCUGGCUUUGGCUGAUGCUUUGGUUACCACCACAAUGCCAUUUCAGAGUGCAGACUACUUGUUGAACUCCUGGCCAUUUGGUGAAAUAGUGUGCAAAGUCUUCAUCUCCAUUGACUACUACAACAUGUUUACCAGCAUUUUCACACUAACCAUGAUGAGUGUGGACCGUUAUGUGGCUGUGUGCCAUCCUGUCAAGGCACUAGACUUCCGUACACCACUCAUGGCUAAGACCAUCAAUGUGGGCAUAUGGGUACUGUCCUCAGCAGCAGGAGUGCCGGCCAUGGUGCUGGGGGGAACACAGACCAAUAAUGGCACCACAGAGUGUGCCCUGCAGUUUCCCGACCCUUAUGAGUACUGGGACACUCUAAUGAAAAUCUGUGUGUUCGUCUUUGCUUUUGUUGCUCCCGUCCUCAUCAUUAGCAUCUGCUACUCUCUUAUGCUUCUUCGACUGCGUAGUGUCCGCUUACUGUCUGGUUCUCGAGAGAAAGACCGCAACCUUCGCCGCAUCACCCGUUUGGUCCUAGUUGUUGUGGCAGCUUUUAUCAUUUGCUGGACCCCUAUUCAUAUCUUCAUUCUUCUGAAAGCUGUAGUGGCCAUUCCUGAGACCACACCACUUAUGGCUGCCUAUUUUCUGUGUGUUGCUCUUGGUUACACCAACAGCAGCCUCAACCCUAUUCUCUACGCAUUUCUAGAUGAAAAUUUUAAGAGGUGCUUUAAGGACUUCUGUUUGCCAGCAAGGCGAAAGGGAGAUAGAGGAGUUGGAGGGAGCAGACUAGGGAGGAUUGCAUCCAGGCAGUCUCCCCAGGCUGCAGAAUGUGCCCCAAGGACAGCAAAGCCAGCAUGACUAGCCGUGGAAUUGUCCUUCAUCACUCAAUCUGGAAAGGAGGACUCCAACACAGUGGGACUGACGCAGGUCUCUUCUGCACUCUGAUCAUAAUGCAACCUACAGUUGGUGUGAAUGUUGGUGUGACUGUGUCACUCGAUGAGAUAGAGCACUGUGACAAGACUUGUUAUAUUACACCCUGAACAUAGUGUGAUAAUGUGAGAGCCUGCUGAAGUCAGCUGGGAAUUCUACCAUCAGCUGCCAGCAAUGGUUUUGCUUUGGUAUAAUGGUAUAAUAUAUACAUGUAAAUAUGCUUUAGUUCUGCUGACCCUUAAAAAAGUGCAGCUAGAAACAUUUGAUUUAUCUCUGAUCUCUCUGCCAAUUUUUGGCUGUUUUGAUCUCUCAUUUAGUUUGAUUCAGUGACUCUCACCCAUGCAUUCAUACACUAAUGUUUUGGAUAUAGUGCAAUUCAUUCAUUCAUUCAUUCAUUCAUUCAUCUUCAUAACUAUUUUAUCCUGGUCUGAGUCACAUGGAUCUGGAGCCUGUCCCAGAAAUACUGGGAGCAUGUCCAUCUUGGGGCACCAUGCACACACAUUCACACACUCAUUCACACCUUGGGACAAUUUAGUGUAGCCAAUCCACCUUAUAGCAUGUUUUUUGGAGUUGGGAGGAAACUGGAGAACCUGGAAGAAACCCACAUAGACACAGGGAGAACAAGAGCAGAAACUCUACUGCAUUACAGUUGCCAAAAAAUGAAAUUACUAGGAUAUUUGCAAUAAUUACUCAUAAGUUUGGUUUUCUUCUAAGUCACAAUUCUAAACAGAUACACUUAAAAUAAUUACAAACAAGCAAUUGUACUUGUUCUUGUCCAUAUUGACUUAAUUAUUUAAAUGUUCACAGUGUAGGUUUAAAAAAAAUAUAUGAGACUCUGAGCUAACAACUUCUCCAAAAGCUAACUGGCUUCGGGUGUUCCAAGUAAUGAGAGAAGAUUGGAGGUGUGAGUUGUAGAGGUUCUUGAUAAUGCAGGUGUGAGUUGCAGUGGUGAAUGAUAAUCAGUUCACAAUUCACAGACAGAGGAAAUUCAGUACUGCUGCUACUCUCCUAAGGAGUAGCCAUCCAGCAGAUUACACCAAGUGCACAGUGUGCAAUGCUGAAGAAGGUGAAAAAGAACCCGAUGGUGGCAACAAAAAUCUCUAGAACUAGCUGUACUCUUUGUGCUGUAUGUGUCCACUAUAACAAAAAACACAGAACAGGAAUGGUGUUAAUACAAGGAAACCAUGGAGGAAAUCACUGCUGUCCCAAAAAAUACCUUGCUGCACAUCUCAAGUUUGCAAAGGAGUUUGUAUCCGUCAGUAUGUUUAAUGUCAACGUACAACACCAACAUACAACGCCUUUGGGACAAUGUCCUUCAGACAGAUGAGACAAAAGCACCUUUUAUCUCUUGACCAUGAUGGAGGGUGCAUUAUGGUUUUUUGCUGCUUUGCUGCCUCAGGUCCCAAACAGCUUGCAAUCGUUGUGAGAACAAUGAAUUUAAAAUCAUACCAAAACAUUUUACAAGAGAAUAUCAAAGUAGUGGUCUAUCAUCUUAAUCUUAAUACAAGUUGAAUGAUGCAACAAGACAGUGACCAAAACCAACAACAGAAUGGUUUGAAAAGAAGAAAAUGUAUGUUUUUGAUUGGCCGAUUCAGCGUUCAGACCUUAAUCCAAUAGGGAUGCUAUGGCAUGACCCGAAGAGGACUGUUCGUGCAAGAUAUCCCAGAAAUAUUGAUGAACUGAAACAGGUUUGCAAGGAGGAAUCUAAAAUUCCUCCUUACUGGUCUGCAAGUCUGAUCAGCAGCUACAGAAAAUAUUUGGUGGAAGUUAUUGCUAGUAGAGGAGGUUCUACCAGGUUCAACUAUUAAAAGCAAGGUUGCACAUCCUUUCAGUAAAGUACAAAAGUACAAUUGUGUUAUGAGUUCAGGCAGAUUGUCUAUUAUAAUGACUUGAAUUAAGAUCAGACCCAGAUGGGCUGGUUUAAGUAUUUUAGAACCUGUUGAAAUCUCCUAGGAUUUUCAUAUUCAACAGUCUGCAGAGUUUACACAGAAUGAUGUGAAAGCAAACAUCCAGUGAGAAGAAAUUCUGCACGUGGAAAGGUCUUGUUGAUGAGAGAGGUCAGAGAAGACUUGCGAGAAAGGUUUGAGGGACAGGAAGGCUAUAGUAAAUUAAAUAAGCACUCUGUACAGCCGUGGUGAGCAUUAAAGCAUCUCAGAAUGCACAACAUGUCGAAACUUGAAAUGGAUGGGUUGCAGGAAAAGAGGUCAUGGCUUGGGCUGCAUCGAGGUCCACUCCUGUCUGGCACGAACAGGAAUCUGAGUCUACUGUGGGCACUGACUGGGUAGUUGACCUGUAUCUGCAUGCUUUUAUGCAUUGCAUUGAUGACGCAUAAUUGGCUGAUUGGAUAAUUACAUGAAUUAGGAGCAGUUGUUCCAAAUAAAGUGGCUUGUGAGUGUAUGUUUCUGUUUUCUGGGCACCUACAGCACAUAUGGAAUAAUAAAGUUAUGCUUAUGGGUUUAAAUGUCGAUAAUGUAUGUUUCAGGGAUUUGGCCAGUCAGUGCUGGAUGUCUGUUACUCAAAGAUGUUAUUGUCAACUGAUCUGGCUAUGAUGUUCAUUUUCAAGUUUUUAGAUUUUAUCCAUCCAGACAAUUAGUCAUCAUAUCUUUCUGACAUUUUUGCAUUUUGGUUCUUAAUGCUAAUUUGUUUGGGUGAUUUUCUUUUGAUCUGAUAUAGCUGACCAUAUAAUAAUACAGUAUAAUAGUAUAAAUAUGCAUUUUUUGUCUUUCCUGCACUUCUUGUCUUUUUUCUGUCAGGUGCAGUCUCUAGUGUACUUUAAAUGCCCAUAUCCAUGACAACAACAGCAGAGUUUUAUCUAGAGCCGCAAGCACAACUGAUGUCAAGUUUGCACUUGAUGUGUUUUUUGUCAGUGUAUGGCAAAAAAUAACACAAAUAAAACAAUAGCAUUUUUAGGAUUAUUUUUAGGAUUUAAGCUCUCAACCUCACUGCUUUCUGGUUGUUCUGCAUCUCACUGCAUUGUUUUACUUCAGUUCAUUCACAUGGCUUUUGUUCUCUUUGACAUUGAUAUUCAAAUUGAAUUUCUUUAUAUUCUUACAUCCAUUUUGCCCUAAACUGUUUUGAAAUGAUUGAUAAAUGUUUAAUCCUGGACAUUUUCUUUGUCAUUAAUUAAUUUUUUUUUGUAUCUGCACUUUUUGCUCAUUACGCA
This is a messenger RNA of Pangasianodon hypophthalmus (striped catfish), 4599 nucleotides long. Its product is annotated as delta-type opioid receptor-like. The record is from RefSeq and is a predicted model, not a curated record. NCBI's taxonomy places the organism in Eukaryota, Metazoa, Chordata, Actinopteri, Siluriformes, Pangasiidae. Gene Ontology annotation, molecular function: dynorphin receptor activity; neuropeptide binding. The coding region runs from base 273 to 1364 and encodes 363 amino acids. Gene Ontology annotation, cellular component: membrane; neuron projection. The transcript is spliced from 4 exons. Gene Ontology annotation, biological process: neuropeptide signaling pathway; G protein-coupled opioid receptor signaling pathway; sensory perception of pain.